Molecule: messenger RNA, 2246 nt
Organism: Microdochium trichocladiopsis
Lineage: Eukaryota; Fungi; Ascomycota; Sordariomycetes; Xylariales; Microdochiaceae
Exons: 1
Coding region: 169-2052 (627 amino acids)
Biological process (GO): lipid metabolic process
Source: RefSeq, a predicted model, not a curated record
CUCAACCUGUGCCCCUCAGCUACAACAUUCAAUCGUUCCUGUGUAUGGCGCCGGGAGAGAAUUGGCUUUGCAUGUGCAUCAUGGUCGCAGCGUCUUCAUUGCAUCUGCGGUAGACUGUUUGGUUUCUUGACGAUUUAGGCCUGAGCAAGAGGCAACGGCGCCCGCGUCAUGAUAUCUGUUCCCUUCCGCAGCUCCAUUGCGCACCAUCACCAGCCAGCAUCGCCGCAGAUGGAUCUAGCAUCGACAUAUCGUGCCCUUCACCGUGCGCAAUACUUUGCCAGUCUCGACACGACCAGCAACCAUUACACCAAUAGCAUCCCCUCGGUCACUACCAGCACGGACAAAACAUCAAGGCCGUUCCUGAUCCCACUGUACCUUUGUGGCGUAUACAUCAUCCCCGCGAUAUACCUCGCCAUCCCACACCGCUCGGAACAGUCGAAAUGGAUUUAUGUCGCGCGGUGGCCGCUGCUGGCCGGGCUGACGUGGUUCCACGUGCAGAUGAUCCUGCAUGUUUCGAGCCCAAACUUUGCGAGCGCAUAUGCCGCUGGUCUACUGGGCGCCUGGGGGGUCAUUUGGAAUCUUACGGUACUAGUGUGGACGAGGCCGCAGUGGGAUGGGAAGAGGGUAGAAGUGAGGAGGCGAAUGAACAACAGCAACACAGUCUUUUCCGCAGGCAGAAGAGAUGAGGCAGCAGGAGGACAGAGCAGUUCCUUCGGGGCCAUUGAGUCUAGCGGGAGAAAUGGGAUUGCGAGUAGUGCUGCCCGGAAGAGAAACGGCAACGGGCACUCGAUUGGCCAUGCCAAUGGUGGUGUGGAUGGUCAUACGUCAGAAAAUGAGCAGACUCACAAGGUCCAGGAUGGACUUGAUAGCAGGCAGCGGGCCCAGAACGGCAACGGGCAUUAUCACGGCACAGCUCGACCACAGCCCUGCCUCGGCGACGACUUCGAGUACUUCUGGCAGGAGUUCCAGGAAGACGCCCCUUUUUGGACUCGGCUCAACUGGUCGUUCGACUAUGUCGCCCAAUUCCGCAUGACCGGGUGGAAUUGUGCCAUUCCAUCACUUCCGCCCUACGAGCCUCCACUAUGCAAAGGUUCCAAGCAACUAUCUCUCGACACGCUGCCGAACCGUUCCAGGGACGGCUACACGCGCGUGACCACCCGCAGGACGUACAUCUACCGCACGCUCUUCUUGAGCAUCAUCCCGUCCUACAUCUUGAUCGACCUUCUAGCUGUGCUGCUCACCCACGACCCGCACUUUGUUGUUGGUCCCGAACAUAACCUUCCCCUGCCACAACACCUGGCAGCCUUGCAUCCAGCCGCCCGUUUUCUAUGGCGACAGGUCCUUUCGCUCCUCGCCAUCCUUUCCGCGCUACACCUCGUCCUCAACUUCGGGCAGCUCUGCCUCUGCCUCUUCUGCAGACCCUUGCUCGGCUUCCGUGCCGAGCCGUGGCACCUGCCGUCCAUCAUGGGCUCCUUUACGCAAGUCCUGGACCGCGGUCUUUCGGGUUUCUGGGGGUCGUGGUGGCAUCAGACCUUCCGCUUCGGCUUUUCCGCGCCGACAAAGUACCUCCUCCGGUACGGGUAUAUCACCAAGGGCACGCUUGCCGCGGACGCUGCCUCGUUCGCCAUCGCAUUCGUCCAGUCCGGCUUCCUCCACGCCGCGGGCAGCUACACCACCGUCCCCGAGUCCAAGUGGUGGAUGCCGCCGCUCACGUUCCUCCUAUCGGGAGUGGGCAUGUUGCUGCAGCAGAACCUCGCACGGCUUCUGUGGUCCAGGACCUCGCUGUCGAGAGAGGCCACGCCGCGCUGGGUCCGCCGCGCGGCGAAUCUGGUAUUUGUCCUCGCGUGGCUGUCGCUCACGGCGUGGCCUCUGCUCGACGACUUUGGCCGUGCGGGGUUGUGGCUGUACGAGCCCGUGCCCGUGUCGUUGUUCCGCCCUCUGACCAAGCUGGGCGACUUGGCGGACCGGCGGGUAUGGAGAUGGGAUCACGAUUUCUUUCCGCGGUGGUAUAGGGGAAGAAGUUUGUUGUGGGAUACGGGGCUUGGUGUGUGAUAUGCCGGUGGUAGUAGUGAUGUUGAUUGUGGUGGCGAUCGUGGUAGGGGAGAUGAUUGUAUGGAUGGCGACGCCAAAGUACAUAUGAGGACUGAAGCAUGCAGAGAUAUACACGUGGAUAUGUUACGAAAUAUUCGCCAUCCUGGGGGCCCGCAAGUAGCAUAAAAAUAGUUGAUAGGCUUGACUCGAAGGAG